CCUGUCCCUCGUCCGUCCCCCGUCUCCCGUCGGUCCCCCCGGGGGCCCCCUUGGCCAUGGCGGCCUUCGAGGAGCCCGACGGCCGGUCCCGCUCCCGCUACGAGUCCCUGUUCGGGAAACUGGACCAAAACGCGGACGGCAGGGUGGACAUCGCCGAGCUGCACCGAGCCCUCGCCGACCUGCGCCUCCCGCUCGGGAGCGACGCCGAGGAGAAAAUUUUUAAAGCUGGAGAUACCAACCAGGAUGGACAGCUAGAUUUUGAAGAAUUUACGAAAUACCUUAAAGAUCAUGAGAAAAAAAUGAAACUGGCAUUUAAGAGUCUGGAUAAAAACAAUGAUGGAAAAAUCGAUGCUUCAGAAGUGGUUCAGUCUCUCAAGAUACUGGGUAUAGAUAUUUCUGAGCAACAGGCGGAAAAGAUCCUUCAGAGCAUCGACGCAGACGGCACAAUGUCAGUGGAUUGGAACGAAUGGAGGGACCAUUUUCUAUUUAAUCCGGCAGCAAACCUUGAGGAGAUUGUCCGCUUCUGGAAACAUUCCACCGUGCUUGAUAUUGGGGAAAGCUUAGCUAUACCCGACGAAUUCACCGAGGAGGAGAAAACAACUGGUCAGUGGUGGAGACAGCUGUUGGCGGGCGGUGUUGCCGGUGCCGUCUCUCGGACCGGCACGGCGCCAUUAGAUCGACUGAAAGUCAUGAUGCAGGUUCAUGGUUCAAAGUCCAAUCAAAUAAAUAUAGUUAGUGGCUUUAAGCAGAUGGUGAAAGAAGGAGGUAUCCGUUCUCUUUGGAGAGGAAAUGGAGUGAAUGUCCUUAAAAUUGCACCUGAGACAGCUGUUAAAUUUUGGGCAUAUGAACAGUAUAAGAAACUGCUUACUAAAGAUGGUGCCAAAGUGGGAACGAUAGAAAGAUUUAUCUCUGGUUCUCUGGCUGGAGCCACUGCACAGACCUUUAUCUACCCCAUGGAGGUCCUCAAGACUAGACUGGCUGUUGGGAAAACUGGCCAGUACUCUGGGAUGUUUGAUUGUGCCAAGAAGAUACUGAAACACGAAGGUCUGCGAGCCUUCUACAAAGGCUAUAUUCCUAACUUCCUGGGGAUCAUACCAUACGCAGGCAUAGACCUGGCUGUUUAUGAGCUUCUGAAGAAUAACUGGCUGGACCGUUACGCCAAAGACUCUGUAAAUCCCGGGGUGCUUGUUCUCCUGGGAUGCGGUACUAUGUCCAGCACGUGUGGGCAAUUAGCCAGUUACCCACUGGCCUUGGUGAGGACCCGCAUGCAAGCUCAAGCCAUGGUGGAAGGAGCUCCCCAGCUGAAUAUGGUUGGCCUGUUUCAGCGGAUAAUUAGGAAAGAAGGCGUCCUAGGACUCUAUAGAGGCAUCACCCCCAACUUCAUGAAAGUGCUCCCUGCAGUCAGCAUCAGCUAUGUGGUGUAUGAGAAAAUGAAACAAAAUCUGGGACUAGCCUGAAGGCUUGAAGGGUUGACCCGUUGGGAUCAGUGAGAUUGCUUAAAGCAAAAUGGCAAGUUUCGUGUUUUUAAAAUUCCAACAAAACUCGGGGAAAAACUGCUGUAUGUUUUCCUACAAGGGUGAGUAGGUAACAAAUAGCUCUUGACCCAAUUUCCUCUUUUUUAAUAAGCCAAAAUGACAAUUGAGUUAUUAAAAGCAGAGAGUUGAGGUUUGGGAAAUUCUUCCUAAAUUAAAAUCUCAAUUUGUACUUCCCAAGCGCUAAUUUGUACUUCCCAAGCGCUUAGUACAGUGCUCUGCACAUAGUAAGCGCUCAAUAAAUACGAUUGAUGAUGAUGAUGAUCUCAAUCUAACGCACACUUACUUCUCUUCAUGAACUUCCUGAUCACCGGACCGUCCUGAAAUAUAAACCUGAUAGGGCUGGCGGUGAGUUAGAUUGUAGUUUAAGAUUUUAAAACUUUCACCUCUUGUCCAGAACUAUUGAAUGCGAUAAACUAUUUUUUUUUAAUUGAAACUUGCAAUCUAUUUUGCAGAGAAUGAUUGAUUAGUGUACGUAAAUUUAGUACUAGCAAACAAGUACUACUUUUGCUCAUCUUUAUUUAAACACAGUGCAAAGGAUCAAUCUUUUGUGCACCAGAAUACCUCAGUCUCCAUCAGUGCCGUGUGUUUUUAAUGGAGUUGUGAUGAUUUUAUUGCUCAUUUCAUUAUGUGAUCUUACAUUUGACUUGUACAUGCAGUAUCAAUAUCGUUGACGUCUUUGUUUUUAGGUAUGACUUCUGAAUUUUAAUCGGGAAUCAUCAGUGUGGCAAGUGUGUACUAAUUGUAUGAGAAUUAUUGCGUAUGAUCUAGGAGUGGAAAAAUGAGAGUACAUUGAGUUAGAUCCAUAUAGAACCUAAAAAUUUAUCUGUUUUCCCCUUUCUAUGAAUUCUCCCUUGAAGCAGGUUUUACUGAAUCAUUUCUCGAAACAGCUUCUGUUGAAUCAGUUGUGACCAGGCAAACUAUGAAAUACGUUCCUUGAUUAUUGAAAAUGCUUGCUAAUGGGUAAAUGAUACCUUCAUUCUUCUUGAGUUAAAUUUAUUGGCUCCAUUUUUCUAAACUCAUAGUAGUAUGGAGGUUAAGCUGUAAAUGGCAGAACAGAGUUAACUUCCAAAGCACUGGAAUUCUCCCAAAGAUUAUAUUUUAAUAAAACGUGUUUUAUUACAAGUCACUUGUGAGUUAAAAGUCACUCCUAGAUACAGAUAGGACAAUUUCAGUAACUUAAAACUCAUCAUCAUUGAGAGUUGUAUGCCUACAGUGCCUUGAAAUAAACUUUUUUAAAUGUGUAAUAGUAGUUAUGAUAUUUGUUAAGCACUUACUGUGUAUCAAGCACUGUUCUAAGCAUUGGGGUCGAUGCAGGUUAAUCAGGUUGGAUGCAUAAUGUUUAAAAAUCUCAUAAUGCAUAAUGUUGAAAAUCUCAAUUAUGCUUGCACACCCCACAGUCAGUACCUAGACUGACUAUGGAAUAUAGCUGUUGUCGAACAGAAGGAUGUAAUUUAGCCAUUAAAUCAGAGUGGAUGUCCCUUUCUCAGAUGAAAAGAUAAAGCCCUUGAUUGAUAGUUGGGGUUUGAAUGUAAUCGUUGUUCAUACUCUAUCAAAUUUUGAAAUCUAGGAAGGAACCCAGAGACACUGAGCGUUGGUUCGACAAAAGCCACUUUUCUAGUUGUCUCCCCUUGAUUUUACAGCAACGCUUCGAAGUUACUUUACAGUUUUCUGUAAACGACACUCCUGAUGCUUUGAAACUCUAAUGACUUUGAAAUAAGGUUUUUUUUUAUUUUAUCUUUUUAUUUUACACUUUUAGCAUGCCCCUACCUUCUUACUUGGAUAGAUUGUGUGCUAGGCUAGCAUCUUUUUACAUAUAGCUUUUGUCUUAACAUAGCGUUUUAUGGCAUGUAUGAUUUAGGAAGUUUUAUCUUUCAGUGGUUUCAUCUGAUUAAUAAGAGAAGACAAGGUAGAAGAAUCAGACAACCAAAAGUUUUCCAGGAAACAAAACGUAGACCUUUUUGUUACUUUUUCUAAAGUGCCGUUAAAAUGGACAAUAAAGUUUCAAAGAGAUCAGGUAAAUGUUUUCCCCCCCCAACUGCUGGAAAAUAGUGAAGAUAUUUGCCUUUCAUUGUUUGUAUUUUGUAAAAGUCAAAAGAGAUUUAUAUAUACUUCAUGCAUUUCAAUACAAUGCUGUUUAUAUUCUCAAGUAAAAGAACAGCCUAUGUCCAUAGCAAAUUCAGAACCACUUGAAAUAAAAACAAUUUAAAAAGG
Molecule: messenger RNA, 3746 nt
Organism: Tachyglossus aculeatus (Australian echidna)
Lineage: Eukaryota; Metazoa; Chordata; Mammalia; Monotremata; Tachyglossidae
Gene: SLC25A24
Product: solute carrier family 25 member 24
Exons: 10
Coding region: 57-1457 (466 amino acids)
Biological process (GO): transmembrane transport
Cellular component (GO): mitochondrial inner membrane
Molecular function (GO): ATP transmembrane transporter activity; calcium ion binding
Source: RefSeq, a predicted model, not a curated record